ACAAUCAAAUGGCGCCGACCUAAUGUCAUAGAGGCGUGUUAUUUUUUGUGACAAAGCGUACAUAUUUUAUUAUCGUCAUUUAAUUGUGGAAUUAUGUCGCGAGACCAUAGAAAAGAUGGCAGAUUUUAUAACAGAGAUAGAGAUUGGGACCGCGAUCGUGAUAGAGACAGGGAUCGGGAUCGGGAUCGUAACCGUGAUCGGGACCGCGACCGGGAUCUGCGGGAUCCUCGGGAUCGGGAUUAUAGGAGCCGUCCUAUGCAUAAACGGAGCCGUACUCCUCCACGAAGGGACGACAACGAUAAGCGAAGAAGCCGCUCGCCUCGAGCCAAGAACGACAAAGAUCUCUUGGAUGAGAACAUACUUAGCGAGAUAUCAAAACUACCUGAACCAAGUGAACUGUGGGACAAUCAACAGUUCCAAGACAACGUAGGCUUCCAACAGCCGCCCCCUGGAUUCCCCCCACCUGAGGGUGUGCCAUCACUAACAUCAGCCUCAAACUACAACUCCAACUAUCAGCCAUCAUACUCCGGUAUCUAUGAUGACUUCCCGUCAGUGGGUGCAGUUCCUCAACCCCAAAUACCUCCAGACAUGUCCUCAUGGAACCAGAUGUCGCUGCCCCCGCCUCCUCAACAGCCACCAGCACCUUUCAUCAGCAAUGUUGAAGACCAGAUCAAGAAAGAAGCUGCAAUCGAGUCGGAAAUGCGACAUCAGAAAGCAGCAUUGUCCAAACAGAGGGAAGAUUACAUAAAGAAAGCAAAUAUACUCAAGAAAGAGAUGGAGACUUUGAAAGACCAACGGAAUGAACUUCGAGGCGACGCGAAACGAUCGCCGAGCCCAGACACCAAGAGGUUUUUGAAGGAAAACACCAAAUUGCAGUUGGAGAUACAGAAUAAGUUGAAGACCAUCUACAAUGUUGUGGACAUGCUCAACGGGAUCAUCGGUGAAGAAGCGCAAGAGAUUGUCGACGAGGACAACGACAACGCGUCCGAACGCAACUCCAAACGGAAAUCUAGGUCACCGUUGAACAAGAAAUUCAACUAUGUGUAUUACGAUCCUGAGAUGCACUGGUGCCGCGUCUGCAAUGAAUUCCCGCCUACUGCCAAGGAUUACCUGAACCAUUUGCACUCCCCUGCACAUCACAAGAUGGCCGCAGCACACAUGGAAGCUCCAUGGCACACCGUAUCGGGCGUCAACGAAGGAUUCCCGAGCUUCCCCGCGGCACCAACUAAACGUACACCUAUUAAAGGCCUCCAAUUCUUCGUGCCCUCUACGGCGUGGUACUGCAAGCUGUGCGAUCAAUUUAUUGGCGAUCUCCAUUGUGCUUCUGCACAUCUAAAAUCUGUUGUACAUUCCAAGAAUUAUACUAACUUCGUAGAACAAAAUCCACACUGGGAAACAGAUUGGAUGUCGGACCGUCAGAAAGCCUUCGAAAAAUCUCGAGCUACAAAAGGCAAGUCCGAUGAAAAACCAGCUCAGUAUACUUCCCAUACUAUAACAUUUAACAAAGAUGGGUUCCAUACGAAACAUAAGGACUCUCCUGCCCCACAAGAAGAGAAAAAGAAGAAGGAUAAGAAAAAAAAGAGUAAGAGAAAGAGUAGCAGUAGCUCGUCUAGUGAGUCUAGCAGUGGGGAUAGUGAGCCUGUUAAGAAGAAAAAGGCUAAAGCUAAAAAACAAAGGAGUAAGUUGGAAAGUCGAGAUGAUAAAACCCUCACGGAAUGGAUGUCCAACAUACAGAUGGACAAACUCAAUGAUAAUGAUCGGAAACUGCUGGAUACACUUAAAAGCAGAAUGAAGAAAGAAAAAGCAGUUGAAGGCAGGUCACCCGAUCACAGUGAUAGGGAGCGCUCCAUAGCUGAAUUAUCAAGAAAAAUGAGAGAAAGCGAACGGCGGGAAUCUCGCGCCCGCGAAGACCGAGAUCGUCGCGAUGAUAUGCGCCGGCGAGAAGACAGGAGGGAGGAACAGAAGCACAGGGAGAGGGAGAGAGAGACCACGCCCCACCUCGACACCAAGAAACCAGAAGUCAGGAAGAUGCCUUUUAUAGGAAAAAUGCCUGUUUACAAGCAUUUGGGAAAGAAUUCCAAAACCGAGGAACAGAAAAAGGAAGAACUGAAGAAGAAAGAAGAGGAAGAACUUACCAAGAAGAGACGAGAGGAGAUGGAUGCUGAAAUACAGAAGAAGGUGGCGGAGUUCAAAGAGAAGAUAGCGCGCGCGCAGCUGGAGCGACAGGCGCAGGUGGAGCUGGCGCCGCCCCCGCUGGCGCUGCCCACGGCGCUGGCGGCCCCCCCGCCCGCCGUGCCCGCCGUCUCCGCGCUGCCCGCGCCCGCGCCCGCCGCCCCUGCGCCCGCGCUGUCCUACCUGCCCGGCCCUGCCGCACCCGCGCCGCCGCAACUCAUGCAACAAACUCCGCAACCUCCACAGCAGCCAACUCUACCUAAAGACUUCCAGGAUGCACUGGAUAUUAUCUUCCCUACGGAAAUAAAACCAGACCUCUCACAAGGAGACGGCUUGUUCCCAUUACCGCCUGGCUUCGUACCAGGCCUCGGAGGAGUGAUGCCACCCUUCCCGCCCCUCCCACUCAUGCAGACACAAAUGACACAGAUGUUUGGUUUCGACCUCAACCCUCCACGGUUCCAACCGCGACCCCAACUCUACGACACACAUGUGCCCCUAGUACCCAGCCCCAAACCAAGGCCGCAACAUAACAAGAACAGACAACAAAAGCAUAAUAAACCAGAACAGAGGCCAAAACCUGAACCACCUCAGAAACCUAAAGAAGAAGAUAAGAAUGGAAGCAUUGCGAAAAAGAAGGAAGAAAUGGAUGAUCUGGCAAUGUUAGGUAUCGAUGCUUCCGAUGUAGGUUGCUUCUAAUAAGGCUGUGGUUUACUCAUGAUGAUCCUCAUUGCCAAUUAGUAAUGCCAACAUUUUCUAAAGCAAUUCUUCUACAAACAUUCUUAUUGUAAUCAUUUUAUCACACUACAAUCCGCCUUAUUACAAAUGUCUGCGAAACAUUUUGCAAAGAAUACUUUGUCGUUCUAACAUAGAUUUCGAUUUCAAUAUAAUCUUAUUGAUCAAACAACUAGGAAGCAUAAACCGUGGGCUCUAGGUUUUAUGUCUAAAAAACUUACUCAAAACCUCUGUAUUAGAUGCUCUGAAUGAAUGUUUUGGUAGAUGACUCACCCUUUUUAACUUAGGACUCACACAUCACUAGCUAAUAGGAACUAUUGUACUAUAAGUACACCUCAGCUUAAUCAAUAAAGUAAAGCAAAACCAUAAGAAUGUAUUUAUAUUAAGAAGCUCAAUUUUCCAUGGUUUUUACUUCCUCCUUAAACAGUACUUACAACUUAGAUCCUAAUUAUCAAUUUGCAAUAAUUAGCUCUACGAGAUUAAGUUAAGCGGGCUACCUAACUAGGCCCUUAAGGUUAUUUCUGUCAAUUAUUGUCAUAUGCUAAAGUCGGCGGGAAGGGAAGGCAUAAACAAUGUAAGAAUUUUUAUAAGGGUGGAAUAAAAAAAAUAACAAUAUAAAAAUAUUUGAAAUUCGAUGUAUUCCUUGGUAGAUAAAAUAAGCAAGGCUUCAAUGGCAACUUGUGUUUUGUAUAGGAACUACUAUAUUUUCUUGUAUACAUAUUUUUAUGUAUGUUGUUAAGCUAUGUCUUAUAGUUUGAUCUGAUGACUAAAAGCUAUUAUCAAUUUAAUCCUUGUACGUGACGGACUAAAAUCGUUUUGUAAUUAAGAUUCUCUUGUUUCAUAAAUAAACGUCAAAUGAAAU
Spodoptera exigua (beet armyworm) is the source of this 3766-nucleotide messenger RNA. Lineage: Eukaryota; Metazoa; Arthropoda; Insecta; Lepidoptera; Noctuidae. The record is from the annotation of a GenBank genome assembly.